AUGGGCCGGCCGGCUGCGGCUGCUGCGAGCCGCACACUAGGUCGGGUUAGCAGCAGCAGCAGCAGCAGACGCGCUAACAGCAACUGCAGCUGUGACAGCAGCAGCAGCAGCAGCGGCAGAACAAUUAGCAGCUGCAGCAGCAGAACAAUUAGCAGCUGCAGCAGCAGCAGCUUUACCAGCAGCAGCAGCGGAGGCAACAGCAGCAGAAGCAGCACAGCGAGCAGCAGCCGCAGGCUGCAGCGGCCCCAGUCAUUGCCUUCCGCAGCAGCAGCAGCGACAGCAACAGCGGCAGCAUCAACCACAGCAGCAGCAACAGCAGCAUCAUUAGCAGCAGGAGCAGCAGCAGCAGCAGCAGCGCCGCUGCUAACUAGCAACAGCUCACUGACCACCGCAUUUGGCGCUCUUUUUAACACCAGUGGCAGCAGCAGCAGCUGUAGCAGCAGCAGCAGCAGCAGCAGCAGCAGCAGCAGCAGUUCUUGCGGCUUACAGAAACUUUCCAGCCAGCAGGAAACAGCUGCUGCUCCAGCAAAGGCAGCGGUAGGAGCAGCAGCAGCAGCAACAGCAGCAACAAGGGCACAAGUAACAGCAGGAACAACGCUAGCAGCAACAGCAGCAGCAACAGCAGCAACAACGGCAGUAGCAGCAGCAGCAACUGCAGCACCAGCAACACCUGUAGCAGCAACACUAGACCGCAACCACCGUGAGAUUGGCGGCGGCAGCAGCAGCAGAAACGGGUGCAGCAGCAGCAGCAGCAGCAGCAGCAGCAGCACCGUCAACAGCAGGCGCACUGUAACCCGGUGGAACCCCGAGCUGCUGACCGACCUGAGGCGCAAGCAGCAGCAGCAGCAGCAGCAGCAGCAGCAGCAGCAGCAGCAGCGGCAGCAGCAGCAGCAGAAGCAGCAGCAAAAUGUGGCAGCACACUAUCCGCCACACGGCAACGUGCUGCUGCGCACGCAGCAGCAGCAGCAGCAGCAACGGGCAGCAGCUGCUACUCGGCAGCCGGAAGCGCGGAGUGUACCUAUCUGUAAGCAGCGGCAGCAGCAGCAGCAGCAGCAGCAGCAACAGCAGCAGCAUCACGACCCAGCUGUCGCUGCAAAUGAGCGCCACAGACAGCAGCAGCAGCGGCUGCAGCAGCUUCAGCAGCAACUGGACCAGCUGCAGCAAGUUUAUCAGCAGCACAUGCGUCGUCAGCAGGAGCAGCAGCGGCUGCUGCUGCAGCAGCAGGCGCAGCUGCAGCAGCAGCAGCGAGCAGCAGAGCUGCGGUGGCUGCAGGAGCAGCAGCAGCAGCAGCAGUACCGACUCACUCGCUGGGCUAUGGAACAAGGGAUCGGGUCUGAGGCGGUGCAGCAACUGCUGCUGCGCCCGGUGCUGCAGCAGCAGCAGCAGCAGCAGCAGCAUUUGCUGCAGCAGCAGGAGGCUUUUCUCUUCCAGCAGCAGCCGCGCCAGUGCCUGGAGCCGCAGCAGCCCAGUGUGCAGCAGCUGCAGCAGCUGCAGCAGCCCAAGGCACAGCAGCAGCAGCAGCAGCAGCACCCCGCGCAGCCCCAGCAGCAGCAGCCCCCACUGCAGCAGCAGCAGCAGCAGCAGCAGCAGCAGCAGCAGGAGCAGCAAGACGAGUGGCUGUCGUCUUCUGUGGAGCUGUGGAGCGAGUGCAGCGGCAGCGACAAUGGCGAGGCGAGAGCAGCAGCAGCUUUAUUUGCUGCGCAGCAGCAGCUGGAUGUGGCAGUGCUUAAGCGGGCGGGGGCCUGGGGCAGCAGCAGCAGCAGCAGCAGCAGCAGCAGCAGCAGCAUCUGGCAGCUGCUGUGGCGCCUCUGGCUUGGCUGGCUCGAGGGCUACUUUGUUGCAUUUAUUGCUGUUGCAGAGUUUGCUGCGCUGCACACGCGGCGGGGCCCCGCAGGGGGAGCAGCAGCAGCAGCAGCAGCAAAGGCAGCAGCAGGACUGCGGGCUCCUGCUUCCUGGGGCCUGCGGUGUCUGUACACUUUCUGCUGGAGCCCGCCAGUUGCGGCUGCAGCAGCAGCAGCUGCUGCUGCCACAGCAAGCCAGCAGCAGCAGCAGCUCUCACAACUGCUGCGUUCCACAGCAGCAACGACAGAAAUAGUUGCUGCAGCAGCAGCAGAAAAAGCAGCAGCAGGCUGCGCCGCCUUCAGAGGCCUAGGGUCUACGUACACUGCAGCAGCAGCAGCAGCGGCAGCAGGGGAAUGGCGCCAUAUGCCAUCUAAAGACGGCAGCAGCAGCAGCAGCAACAGCAGCAGCAGCAGCAGCGCCAGCAGUUCGGGCAGCAGCAGCAGCCCGAACAGCAGCAGCAGCAGCAGCAGCAGCAGCAGCAAGAGCAGCAGCAGCAACGAAAGUCCCGCAGAAGUCUUGCUGUUGGCGACCUGGAGAUUUGCUGCAGCUCUUGGCUCUGGGGAUCGUUUGGCAGCAGCAGCAGCAGCGGCAAAUGCUGCUGCUGCUGCUGUUCGAGCAGCAGCUUCCUACGCUGCGCCUUCAUCUGCUGCACUUGUUUACGCAGUGCAGCAGGAGGCAGCUGCAGCAGCAGCAAAAGCUGGGGCAGCUAUUGCUGAUGCAGCAGCAGCAGCAGUAGCAGCAGCAGCAACCCGACCCAACGAAUGGACUCACCUGGACCUCCAAGCAGCGGAAGCAGCAGCAGCAGCUGCUGCAGCAGCAGCAGCAGCAAAACGCGCUGCUGCUGACUUCGAUAGCGUUGCUGCGUUGCAACGACUUUACAACGGAGACUCCUUGACAACGGCAGCAGCAGCAGCAGCAGCAGCAGCAGCGCCAUUGGCAGCAGCAGCAGCCAAUCCAGGAGCAGCAGCGGCAGCACCGCCACCGCAAGUAUUUGCAGCAACUGCAGCAGCAGCUUCACCGGCGCCAGAAGCAGCGCCAGGAGCAGCAGCAACAGCAGCAACAGCAGCAGCAGCAGCAGCAGCAGCAAAACCACUUAGGGUUUCAUCUUUGCCUACGAGCCGCUUGUCUCGUGUGUUUCACUUUGGUUCGCUGCUGCUGCAGCUCAGCAGCAGGUUGACUUGGAGGGCUUUGCUGCAGAAGUUUAGAUACCGCAGCAGCAGCAGCAGCAGCAGCAGCAGCAGCAGCAGAACUGCUGCUGCUGCUGCUGGCGACCUCACCGCAGGGCUCUCUGCGGAUGCCGCAGCAGCAGCGCGCCUCCUCAGCACCCUGCAGCAGCAGCAGCAGCAGCAGCAGCAGCAACCGCAAGAGCAGCAGCAGCAGCAGCAGCAGCAGCAGCAGGAGAUGUUGAUGGAUGAAACCACCGCGGUGCUGCUAACAAAUAAAAUUUGCCAAAUGAGAGGAGCAGCGCUGAAGUGCCUCCAGAUGCUAAGCACUGCUGGAGAUUUGCUGCCGGCGCCUCUCAUCGAUGCGCUGCAGCGCUCGCGAGAUGGAGCCGAUGCGAUGCCGCCGGGGGAGGCGGAGAAGGUACGAUAUGUGCAGCAGCAGAAGCAGCAGCAGCAGCAGCAGCAGCAGCAGCAGUAG
Messenger RNA from Eimeria necatrix, 3483 nucleotides. RefSeq names its product ABC1 domain-containing protein, putative. The coding region runs from base 1 to 3483 and encodes 1160 amino acids. Lineage: Eukaryota; Apicomplexa; Conoidasida; Eucoccidiorida; Eimeriidae. The transcript is spliced from 4 exons. The record is from RefSeq and is a predicted model, not a curated record.